This is a messenger RNA of Plasmopara halstedii, 690 nucleotides long. RefSeq lists its product as uncharacterized. The transcript is spliced from 4 exons. Bases 1 to 690 code for a protein of 229 amino acids. The record is from RefSeq and is a predicted model, not a curated record. Lineage: Eukaryota; Oomycota; Peronosporomycetes; Peronosporales; Peronosporaceae.
AUGGCCAAGAAGAAAGGAGACUUAAUAUUAAGAGCUAAUACCGGCAAAGGCAUAAAGCUUAAAAAGGGGGGUAUGUUCAAGGCGCUAAAGAAACAAAAAAAGAGAACUGGUGUCAUAGGACUAGACAGAAGCGACCCGCAUAGCAGCAAACGCAAAGCUAAGAUGGCAAAGCGCUCGGCUUCAGCUUCCGAUGUUUAUCGCAAUUUUGACGAGCGUAUGAAAGCUAAGAAGGCGCGACGGUCUGGAUUAAUCCCUAAAGCUUCUGCAGUAGCAACUACAAAUUUUGUAAUGGCAGCUCCCACUUUUCAGCUAAAUUUAACUUCUGUACAAUCAGCACCGGCUCCGCGUGAAGUGGACGGCUUUCCUGGAUUUAUAUCGGCGCUAGAGGCUCCAAAGGAUGCACCAGUUGUAAAUUCAAAUAAGCAAGUGUGCAAUACUCAACGGAUGCAGUCAGAAUAUUGCGGAAGUAACGUAUUUGCAGUAUUAGAUAAUGACGACGAGGACCAAAGUUCUGCACAGAAGAUGAAGCUUCCACUAACACCAGCGUAUAUACGUCCCGCAACGUUCACGUUUGCGACAGAAAAGUUUCCCUUUUCGCCACAGACUUUGGUACAGUCGUCCCUGAAGUCUUCGCUUUACCAGAGCAUGCAGUCAUCAACAGUUAUUCCUGAGAUUGAUCCUGACUUAUGA